Molecule: messenger RNA, 1429 nt
Organism: Lolium perenne
Lineage: Eukaryota; Viridiplantae; Streptophyta; Magnoliopsida; Poales; Poaceae
Product: transcription repressor MYB4
Source: RefSeq, a predicted model, not a curated record
UCUCCAUUGCAGCUCCGACGCACUUGUCACGCACCUUUCUCGUCGAUGCACGCUUCGCCUUAGCUAGCUACCACCGUCACAUACCGAGGUUGGUACGUAGCUCUUCUCCGGCGCCGGCAGCCCAGGACCACGUACGUCGAUCGAUGGGGCGGCAGCCGUGCUGCGACAAGCUGGGGGUGAAGCGUGGGCCGUGGACGGCGGAGGAGGACAGGAAGCUGAUGGCCUUCAUCCUCGGCAACGGCGGCCGCUGCUGCUGGCGCGCCGUCCCCAAGAUGGCGGGGCUGCUGCGCUGCGGCAAGAGCUGCCGCCUCCGCUGGACCAACUACCUCCGCCCCGACCUCAAGCGCGGCCUCCUUACUGACGACGAGGAGCGGCUCGUCGUCGACCUCCACGCAAAGCUCGGCAACAGCAUGCAGAUCAUUAAAAAAUGCAACUUGGAGGUUAGACAGCUUCCAAGCAGUUUAAUAGAAGAAUUUGGGUGCCUACAAGUGAGAGAGCAGGCAAUGGUACUCGAACUUAAGAUCUCACGGGCAGGGCAGGGCAGAUGGUCCAAGAUUGCUGCCAAGUUACCAGGAAGGACAGAUAACGAGAUUAAGAACCAUUGGAACACACACAUCAAGAAGAAACUUAUCAAGAUGGGCAUAGAUCCUGUUACACACGAGCCACUCGACGGACGGAAACAACCGCAACAAGAAAGCCCCACUACCACAUCCGCACAUUCCUCCACCGUCACAGCUGAAUCCAAGUCUAUGGACGACCAACAAGAGAACAAACACGUUGACACAGACAAGGAUGUUACAUCGUUUGGGGAAGAGUCUAGCAUGCCAGAAUCGUCAAUCGUGAACACUACGACUAGUGUGGGCAUCACUAACCAUGACCAGGACCCGUUGGUGAAGUGGCUGAUGGAAGAGGAGGAGGACAUGCCCAUUGGCGUUGUUGAUGAGUCGUGGCUUCACUUAACAGCUAGUGACAACAUCGACGAUCUCAACAUCAUCACCGCUACCACCCCAUGGGACAUCGUUAGAGCUACGGACUGGUUGCUUGACUACCAAGAUUUUGGAGUAGAGGAAUCGAGCUUGCUAGUGGACGUCUCUAUGGUCGACAACUCAAGCAGAUCAAAUCUCUAGUGGUCUACCUACAUCUAGCUAGCAAACGGUUGGAGAAGAUGCCAACAUGUGUUGUAUAGUGGAGCAGAUAAUAAGAUUCUCUCUCAUCUGGAUCCAUUUAAUUCUUAGAUUGAAGAAUUGAGUGAUACAUAGGUUAGUGUAAUUGUGUUGCAUAUUUUCCCUUGUGGGUCAAGGGGAUUAAUCAAAUUGUUCCAUUAGAAAUAUAUGUUUCCUCUCAAAGAGAGAGGCUGUAGAAGUCAUAAAUAUAUGUAUUGGUCUACUUGUAUGUAGAUGUUUACAAUACAAAAUGUUUGUGUGAGAAA